ACCAAGACUCCCUAGCCUCUUUGGGAAUAUAAAUAAGUUUUCAGCUGUUGUUAGUGGCACUAGCUGAGAAACCACAACAGGUGCUAGGAGCUGAAAAUGUUCGUUACUAUCCUGUUUGGAGACAACCAGAUGGAAAUGUUCAAUCUCAACUGUAAGCUGAUCAACUUCAUCCAUUACUUAAAGGAAAGAUGUGGUCUGGACUUCAAAGAUUUUGUGGACCUGAUGGACAGCAGAGGACAAGUGAUGAACCUGGAGGCAAAGCAGCACAGCACGGCUCCGGCCAGCAGCGUACUGGCUGAGAGGCAGUAUUAUGUUGCCCUACGAGUCCAUCGAGAUGAUGAACCUGGAAGUCGGAAAUAUGUCUCCCUCCUCAACAACUACAGCCAAAGUCACCCUGAGUUAACAGAGCUGCUGAAGAAACUGUCAAACCAUGACAAGGAACCAGAAAAAAGGAUCCGAAGACAGACCCAGAGGAGUAAAAACAUCUCUUUGAGCAACAAGAAAAAGCUAACUAAAUAGUUUCUUUAAAUAAAAACAACAACUUAUGUAUUCAUAAUUAAGCAGAUCCAGUUUUAUCACUAAUCUACAUCAGAAAAGCAAUGUAAUGGACAAAUGUUUGAAAACUUGUACUAGCCUUUUUGCUGAGCAAUAGAAAAUUAUGUUAAUAUCCUUAAUUAUGUAUAAUAUAAAUAAAAGUAUUAUCUUCUAAUUUAGCUUAUUUUUACAUUUGAAUUCCUACUGCAAGUCAGAAGUGACAAAGAAAUCAAAUACCAUGGGACAAUGAUGUAUUAAAACCAUCAUAUUGGUCCAAAAUCUUUAUAGAAUUAUGGAUGGGAAACAUUAAAUUACUGCCUAAUAAAACGUCAACAUUUAAUAUUUGAAGUACAUA
This is a messenger RNA of Melanotaenia boesemani (Boeseman's rainbowfish), 889 nucleotides long. RefSeq lists its product as uncharacterized. The coding region runs from base 97 to 519 and encodes 140 amino acids. The transcript is spliced from 5 exons. The record is from RefSeq and is a predicted model, not a curated record. NCBI's taxonomy places the organism in Eukaryota, Metazoa, Chordata, Actinopteri, Atheriniformes, Melanotaeniidae.